ACAGUAUCCUACGACACAGGCUACGACGACGCCUCGCGCUCCCUCAACGUCGUCUCGUGCUCCGACGGCUCCAACGGCCUCGUGACCAAGGGAUACACGACGCAAGGCUCGCUACGCAACUUCCCUUACAUCGGCGGGUACCAGGGCGUCGCGGGCUGGAAUAGCCCUCAGUGCGGCACAUGCUACUCCGUAACCUACAAGUCCAAAACCAUCUACGUGCUCGCGAUCGACCACGCCGCGAGCGGCUUCAACAUCGCCCAGAAGGCCAUGGACGACCUGACGAACGGGCAGUCGGUUGCGCUGGGAAGGGUCGACGCGCAGUAUAUCCAGGUGCCAGUUAGCAACUGUAAGCUUUGA
This is a messenger RNA of Aaosphaeria arxii CBS 175.79, 357 nucleotides long. RefSeq lists its product as uncharacterized. NCBI's taxonomy places the organism in Eukaryota, Fungi, Ascomycota, Dothideomycetes, Pleosporales. The annotation marks the transcript as partial. The record is from RefSeq and is a predicted model, not a curated record. The transcript is spliced from 2 exons.